Messenger RNA from Mauremys reevesii (Reeves's turtle), 2387 nucleotides. RefSeq names its product butyrophilin subfamily 1 member A1-like. The record is from RefSeq and is a predicted model, not a curated record. Gene Ontology annotation, molecular function: signaling receptor binding. Bases 736 to 2148 code for a protein of 470 amino acids. The transcript is spliced from 9 exons. Gene Ontology annotation, biological process: regulation of cytokine production; T cell receptor signaling pathway. Lineage: Eukaryota; Metazoa; Chordata; Testudines; Geoemydidae. Gene Ontology annotation, cellular component: external side of plasma membrane.
CCCAGCCUAGCCUCUGCUGCGUCCCGCAACGGGGAGAGGGGACCCCACUGCCCGCCCCAGGCCUGGGCUGGGGGGUGAAGAGCCCCAGGCGCUGCCGCAGGAGCAGAGAUUGACUCCUGCCUGAGAACAGAUACGGGCUGGGCUUCGAUCUUUAGACCUUUCAGUAAUAAAAAUAUGUCCAUAAAUGCCAGAUGAGGAACAAGAUUAUUUUUUUAUUGGUUUGCUAAGGGAAGUUUCGUUCUGGGAGUGAGGUGAAAAAAGAGUUGAAAAACAAAAGAGUCAGUAAGGUUUUGAAGAAAAGCAAAAGAGGCUCCUCAAACCUGUUCCCUUCAUCUGAUGAGGGAUAUCUGGAAAAGAGCCUGGUGGAUAAUCAGCUGAACAUGAGCUCCCUGGAAAAUAAGCCUGCUGCCACCAUGGAAACUUACCUUUCGGUAGGACUGUGCGUGCGUCUUCAAGGGCUGAAUGACUGUCCUGUUCCUGUUACUUCUCCGCGUUUAUUUUCUGAGUGGGUCAGAGCAUCAAGAGAGACACUUCUGUUCAGUGGAAAUCAAACCAAACCCUUCAAUUCAAUCCACGAGGAGAAGCGGCUCUAAAUAACUAAUUACGCAGGCUCAUAAACGGAAAUAUUUGCUUGCAGUGGGAGAGAAGAGAUGAGGAUUUAAGAGAAGCUGUAAGAACCGAUGAGAUCAUGAAAACGCUGGGAAACAUCUGCCUGGGAUCCAUCAGAUAGUUACAAUGAAAAUGAAAUUAUCGUCUCUCCACCAUGGCUCCACAGCAAGAGUCUCUCUGCCUGGUUUCAUCGUUUUCUUCAUUAAUUUACCGAUUCACAACUUGGAGUCAGCCCAGUUCACAGUCAUCGGACCGGGUCAACCAGUCAUUGCUAUUGUGGGUGAGGACAUUGUGUUACCCUGUCACUUGUCUCCCCCGAUGAGUGCUGAGACCAUGGAGGUGAGAUGGUUCUGGUCCGAUUACUCUUUCCUUGUGCAUCGCUAUCGUGAUGGAAAGGAUCAGACUGAAUCUCAGAUGCCAGAAUAUAAAGGAAGGACAGAGUUUCUGAAAGACGGCAUCAGAAAUGGAAGCAUUGCUUUGAGAUUACAUAAUAUCCGACCCACAGAUGAGGGACGAUACGUGUGCUAUUUUGAAUCAACUUCCUUUUAUAAAGAUGCCCAUAUGGAACUGAAGGUGGCAGCUCUAGGUGCUGCUCCUCUCCUCUCUGUUGAGGGUUAUCAGGAUGGAGGGAUCCGAGUGGUGUGCCGAUCGGCCGGGUGGUACCCAGAGCCUGAGGUUUUCUGGAGAGAUCUCACUGGAGGAGAUGUACCGUUGCUGUCUGAAAGAAAAUUCCAAGAGGUUAAUGGCCUGUUUGAAAUAGAAGCUUCUAUAAUCAUAACAGAAGCCUCAAACCAGAACAUCUCCUGUUCCAUUAGGAGCAUUCUCCUCAAACAAGAAAAGGAAUCAAGAAUUUAUGUAGCAGAACUUUUUUUCCCGAAGAAAUCUCCCUGGAUCGCCAUUUUGUGCACGAUCCUGGUUAUUCAGGGUUUUUUUAUUGGCCUCUUAAUUUAUCACUUGAAAACAAAAGAGAAGAAGGCUGCAGAACGUAGGUGGAGAGACUGCCUUACAGAAGCAGAGAGGGUGACCCUGGAUCCAGACGCAGCAAAUCCCUACCUCAGGUUGUCGGAGGAUCGGAAAAGAGUCAGACUGGAAGGCACAGAUGAGAAGCUGCUCGCCAACCAUGAGGGAUUUCAUUAUUCUCCCUGUGUGCUGGCCUCUGAGGGAUUCACCUCUGGGAGACAUUAUUGGGGUGUGGAUGUUGGGAGCAAAGGAGGCUGGGCUGUGGGGGUGGCCAGAGAGUCUGUGAGGAGGAAGGAAGGAGUAGUGAGCCUUAAACCUGAGGAGGGGAUCUGGGCUGUAGAGCGACAGUGGUGGGGUCGGUUCUGGGCUCUCAGUAGCCCUAUGACAGGCCUCUCCCUAAGUAGGAAACCUGAGAAGAUUCGGGUUUCUUUGGACUACGACGAGGGGCUAGUGGAAUUUUUUGAUGCUGAUAAUGUGAAACCGUUCUAUGCUUUCCACUCGGCCUCUUUCGCUGGUGAGAAAAUCUUCCCUUUCUUCCGAGUUGGGGGUGCAGGAGCCCAGCUCAGACUGUGUCCAUGAGAAAGGGUACGUUAUUCCACUCGGACUCACUCAAACAUGUUCUCAUCAACUUAGGCGAUCUUUCAUUCAGUUUAUAAAGAUCACUCAGAGCUCCUCUUGAACUUCAUACUAAUUCCCUGUAAAUGAAGAAAUUUUGAAAUACACCUCUACCCCUGUUAGGGGGCUUAUUCCUUCACCACCUCACUUCCUUGGUCCUUCUCGCAUGAACAGAGAGCAACAAUACCCGAAAUCCAAAGGCA